AAAAAAUAAAAAUAUUUAUUUACAUUUGCAAUGUCUGGUUCUGGCGAGGAUUUCCAAGUGGUUACCAGAAAAAAAUGGAUAGCACGCAAGUGCUUGGGGCGGCGGGAUCGCCACAAGUCCGAGACUGACUAUUUGAAUGACUGCCCCGAUGUGAAUGUUGACAAAUUCAAGGAUCGCCUGGAGCGUCUGUGCACGAAAAUGUCACAAAGCGACUACUUUAUGCUAGCCAUGGAGACGCUGCAGCAACAGUUGGAUGUCCUAAAUCGACCGCUGGAACGGAUCGUCUGCCUGGGUCUGGGGCCGUUCUCUCGCACCCACAUCGCCCUGCAUCAGGCGGCCUUCGUUGUCAGUUUGCAGCGACACUACCAGCUCAAGGAAGCCCUUUACUUCGAUCCUGUGUUCAGGGAGAGCGAGAAGGAGCUGCUGCGUCUGUUCGAUGGCAGCGUCAUUGCCGAAGACUGCGCGGGCAAGCACGAGGCGACAGUGCCCACACUCUACUAUCUGCCACACUGCCCCUACCCCCUGAUGCACAACAUACUGUGGCGCAACUGGACUAGGGAUACGCUGCCCAACGUACUGCUGAUUUCAAACAGUUUCGAGAUGCUGACAAUGGCGAAAAAUACGCCCAAAGAUCACAUCAAUCAGAUACUCGAACACUGCACAGAGAUCCCACUGGAGGAUGACUACGAGCAUCACAAUGUCUUCAACGACUUGUCAUUGCACACAUUUCCCUGCGACAGUCUGCCCGAAAGCGAUGAUAAAACAUUUUGGACACGUUACGCACCGCUGAAAGUGAAUGAAGACGAACUGACCAUCGAGACGGAGGCAAAAACGGAGCUUUGAUUGGUUUUAGGUUUAUAUUUAAGUUAAAUUUUUGUACAUUUAAACAGUGCAAUAGGAUGGUCUCUGUGGCCCCUCACAGACCCAUAAAUUUGUCCAACUCUUUGUCAGCAUU
This is a messenger RNA of Drosophila subobscura, 955 nucleotides long. Its product is annotated as SRR1-like protein. The record is from RefSeq and is a predicted model, not a curated record. Gene Ontology annotation, biological process: microtubule-based process. The coding region runs from base 31 to 843 and encodes 270 amino acids. Lineage: Eukaryota; Metazoa; Arthropoda; Insecta; Diptera; Drosophilidae. Gene Ontology annotation, cellular component: cytoplasm; nucleus. The transcript has 2 exons.